GGGCCGGUCUGGGCGGAAGUGCCGGGGUCGGAGCGGAAGCGGCGACGUAGCCGGCUGCCGGCUCAGAAUUAAGAUGCUCUGGUUUCAAGGAAAUAGCAUGCAUCUUGCCAAAUACUCCCUUCAACUCCUCAUGAGAAAUCUCUCUGCCUCGAAGACUGUUCUUCCUGUGCUGACCUUAUUUACAAAGGAUCCAUGCCCCCUUUGUGAUGAAGCCAAGGAAAUACUGGAGCCCUACAAAAACAGGGUUAUUUUACAGGAGGUGGACAUCACACUUCCAGAAAACUCUGCUUGGUAUGAAAGGUAUAAAUUUGACAUCCCUGUCUUCCACUUGAAUGGCCAGUUUCUGAUGAUGCAUCGAGUAGACAUCUCAAAACUUGAAAAGCAGCUCCAGAAACUUGAGCAGCAAGGUGCUGGAUGCUGGAGGAUGCCUUCAUGAUCCGCCACCCACUCUGUCCAGAUGGCAUCUUCCUAAAGACUUUGACAGUGGCCUUGCCCAGCCCUACAGAAGUUCUGAACUAGGUGGUGCCCAAUAAAUAAAUGGUUACAUUACUCUUCUGACUGAUGGAAGUAUGGGAACAGUGUAGAAACUGUUUACAUGCUGGCAUUUUAUAAAAUGACAGGAGCAUAUCAGCAGCAAGUGGAUAAUGGAGGAUGGGGGAAAUGCACUUGUUUUAUUUAUUUUUCCCUUUUGUAUUAAUAUGGAAGCAUUUUGUAUUAAUAUGGAAGCAUUUUACAUUCACUGGACAGUGCAGUUUAUAGGAGAAGGCUCUGCAUCCCUGCUGCUGCCCUAAGGGCUUAACUUUUUAAUGAAAGAAUAAAUGCUCUUCCACUCAGUAGAUAAAGUGAAAUGUGAAUUGUUAAUAACUGUGCACAGUCAAUAAAGGGGUGUUUUAACAAAUACAUCUGCAUGAAGCCUAUUUCAGUGGGAUUUAAUAAUACCUGUUUAAAAUUAGAAUUCAUUUUUUUUGGGGGUAGAAGAGAAUAAUUAUCUUAGUCAAAACGGCUUCAUUUGAGAAAAACAAAAGAAAGACUUAAACCUCCAAAAUGUGUAUAAGAAUCUCAACAUGCUUCCCACGUAGUCAGUGAAUUGAUUCAUAAUAUUUGAGGGCUGCCUUUGAUAGUUAUUCGCUUGUCAUCAAUUGAGUUAAUUCAAAUUGUAAGAUAGUAUCAGGUUUUAAUAUCUUGGAGAGAAUUCACUUCUGAACAUAACUGGACAGAUAUGUCAUCUAAAGACAGUAUUUUUCACUAUUUUAUGUAAAGUGUUAAAACUGUAGUUGUGUACCUCUAUUUAUAUUUAGUUAAGUUCAAACAAUAUAGCGGGGAUUCAUUUAAACACAAAAUGGCCUUUUCCUCUUAAAAUCACAUCACUGUAAUUUCAUCUAUAAUGAAAUUCUUUUGUGAACUAUUGUAAUGAAUUUGGAUAUUGUGAGUCACUUGGCUAGAUUUUAAUUUGAGCAGUAUGUUUUAGUCUUAGAAAAUAUAGAAUAUUAGAGCUGGCCAACUUUAUACAUUGUGUAGUCAUGUUAUACAGGAUGAGAAAUAUGACAUUCAGAGAGUUUCAGGGACUUUGCCUAAGAUAAUACAGCCAGUCAGUCAAUUGUCAGAUCACGUCUUGCCCCCUACUCUGAAUUUCCAGUACUACCUGUGCUCAUGGUAGGGAUAUUACUGUAUUAUCUCACAUGCAACAUUUUCAACUAUGCUGGACUCUACACAAAUUUGGGACUUAAAAAGCAUUCCAAAGUGACAAGAGGAAAAAAAAUCUUAAAACUGAAUAGCAGUGUUUAUAAUUUAUAAGUUUCUGGAACACAUGUUAUUUGACAUUAUUCAUUCAGCCCUGCGGCAGGCAAUAUUCUAAGCCAACCCUAAUGAACCCUCACCCUUGUCUAACUCCUUUGAGUGUGGGUGGAACUCACUGAAUAUGAUGAAAUAUCACUGCUAUGGUUAGGAUACAUCAAAUGGCAAAAGCCAGAUUAUACUAGUGGAGCCUGAUCUAGUCAGGUGAGCUCUCUAAAAGCAGAAAGUUCUCUCUGGCUGGAUACAGAAGAAAUCAGAGAUGUGUUCCAGCCAGCCUAGAAGGAAGCAGACAUCAGUGUGGUAAACUUCCUACUGGGGCCACAUGGCAAGAAACUGAGUGGCUGCUAUAAGCUGAGAGUAGUAGUCAUUGGGCAGUAGGUGGCAGGAAAAUGGGGAUAUCAGUCCUAUACCUUCGAGAAACAAAUUCUGUAAAGUCAUUGAGCCUAGAAGGGGAUCCUAAGCCCGGUAUGGAACCAGAGCCUGGAAUAACACCUUGAUUUCAGCUCACUGAAACACUGAUCUGAGCAUCCAGCCACACCAUGCCUAGAUUUCUGAUCUGGAGGAACUGUAUAAAUUUGUGUGGUUUCAAGCUGCUAAAUUUGUGGUAGACUGUUACACAGCAAUAGUGGUCUCAUAGAAGUCCCUACGACAUUGAAACAGUGGCAGGUGGUGGG
Messenger RNA from Mustela erminea (ermine), 2468 nucleotides. It is a transcript of the gene C3H5orf63, whose product is annotated as chromosome 3 C5orf63 homolog. Bases 74 to 436 code for a protein of 120 amino acids. The record is from RefSeq and is a predicted model, not a curated record. The transcript is spliced from 4 exons. NCBI's taxonomy places the organism in Eukaryota, Metazoa, Chordata, Mammalia, Carnivora, Mustelidae.